CCGCCGAGUUCAAGAACGACCCCCGCAACCCCAACGCCAAGGCCACCAAGCACUAGACGUUUUGUUAUCUUUCUGGAGAGACAAAGCUGAUAUGGCGGACGUCAUCAAGGGUUGAUUUGAGCGCGGGCAUGAUUCCGUUAUUGGUGUCGAGUUUGCAUGCCACUUUUUUCACGCCCUGUACAAGCAUAUAGAAGAGAUACCGUCAUAGGACAUAUUGGUGAAUUGACAAGUUGUUGUAUCAAUAUCAGUAUGUUUUCUUUCAAGCUUGGGCUUUUGAAUUUGGAGUGCGCCGGGUGCGAGCUCAAGUGUGCUUUGCGAGGGCUUCGUCGUUGUCUGCCCAAGGUGCUAGCCAGGGCCAGUGAGGGAGCAUGCCACGGGUCUAUCGUGGUUUCUGGUCUCGAAUUCAAUACUCGGCUGGGCAUUGUCCGCACAUCGUACACGCAAUACGUAGUUCGUGAGUAGAGGUGUGUCGACAGGCCUU
Aspergillus fijiensis CBS 313.89 is the source of this 481-nucleotide messenger RNA. RefSeq lists its product as uncharacterized. Lineage: Eukaryota; Fungi; Ascomycota; Eurotiomycetes; Eurotiales; Aspergillaceae. The transcript has a single exon. Bases 250 to 462 code for a protein of 70 amino acids. The record is from RefSeq and is a predicted model, not a curated record.